Molecule: messenger RNA, 2057 nt
Organism: Lepus europaeus (European hare)
Lineage: Eukaryota; Metazoa; Chordata; Mammalia; Lagomorpha; Leporidae
Product: zinc finger protein 701-like
Exons: 4
Coding region: 464-790 (108 amino acids)
Biological process (GO): regulation of DNA-templated transcription
Source: RefSeq, a predicted model, not a curated record
UGCCACACAUCUAAGCCCGAAGCUGGCCCUCCUCCUGGCCCCGAACUGAAACGCUUCGGAAGUUUCUGAGGGCCGCAGCCUGGUUUAAGGAAAGGGCUCCGCUCGAGAGAGCUCAUCAUAACCACACCUACGCUUUUAUCUUCCUCCGGAGAGGGCCUUCUCGUGGUCACAAAAGCAAAUUCCUUCGGCCAUAGCGGUUCUCGCGGGGAGUUGAUGAGAUCAGCACAGCCUUCUGGGAAAUGUAGUCCAGACUGGCGCCCACAAACAUGGCGAAACGGCCUGGAGGGAGGUUGUUCUGAAUCAUCUCAGCGCCCUACCUGACUUAACCAGUGCUUGCCCAGGCGCCGCCUGCGACCUGGGAGUGCUCCUUCGUGCUCGAAGUGCGCAGACACAUCGGCUCGCACUUUGUGCUUUUGUGCAGAGUUCUAUGAUCUUCCAGAAGUGACCUGAGGAGCAAGGAAGCAUGGAUAUUGUGGAUCUAAAAACCACGUUCGAGGUGAGACCAGUGCAAGAUGAAUCACUAACUCUAUGGAGGGCAUCAUACAAGUGUACUUCACAAGCUUCGUGGAGAAAUGGAAUUAAAAUUUUGGAGUUGGUGAUGUUCAGCGACGUCGCUAUUGAGUUCUCCGAGGAGGAGUGGGAGUACCUGGGUCCUGCUCAGAGAGACCUGUACAGAGAUGUGAUGCUGGAGAACUACAGCAACUUCGUAUCACUGGGUAAGUGCACCUGUUCCCUGCAGUUCAGAAAAUGCUCUCUCCACUGGAAUUCUAGGGCUGCAUUAAAUAUGUAAGUUUCUGUUCCCUCUUCUAAAACCCUGGUUUGAACUUUGUCUUGCUGGAAUAAUGUGCCUCCCUCAGGCACUUUCGUAUUUCCUGUUCUUCACCAACCUUAACAGCUUCCGUUGGCUCUUUAUGUAAUGGACUUUUCUUCGUGACACUUAAGGAAAUAGAUUAUGAUGGAGAGAUGUUUGCAGAACAACCUGUAGAAUUUAGGAGAUGGUGGUUCAUUUAAAAUUUAGGCAAACGGCAUCUCCUGGCAUUUUUAUUUUUGAAAGCUACAAUCUAGGAAUUUUGCGUUUAAGAUUAAAGGACUUGCAUAGGAAGACUCACUGAUUAUGUCUUGAAGUGAAGUGUCUUGUUUUUCUUACCAAAAUAACUAGAGAUAGGGUGCAUGUGUGUAUUUAAAUAAGACCUUUCCACCUCAUUUAUUGUUUUGUUCCUUGUCCUCCUUCGGUCAGCUUAAUGGGAAAAUAUUCCAAUCUUCAUUCUGCUGCUCAAAAGCUUUUCUGAGGCCCAUUUUUAAGAAUUUUUAAAUAAAUUUAAGAGUUAGAAUUGAACAAUAACUGCCCAUAUACUUUCCAGCCAGUUCCCCCAGUGUUACACAUUUAUGUAAGCAUAGACAGUGACUAAAUCAGAAAAUGAACAUUGAUACAUUAUAAAGCUAUCUACACUUUAUUAACUAUCCUGGUAGCAUUUUUGUACUGAUCCAGGAUCACACAUUGUAUUUAACUGUCAUGUCUGUGUAGGCCUCUCCAAUCUUGGAUAUUGCCUUUCUCUUUCGUGAACUGUGCUGGCCUGUUAUUGCAUAGAAUAGCCUGGAUUUCGGUGUGUCUGGUAUUUUAUGAUUAGAUUAAGCUUAUGUGUUUUUGGCAAGAAUACCACAGAAAUGAUGUUAUCCCUUUUUCAGUGCAUCAUAUCAGGAGAUAAAUGAUGUCCACAUGUCUUGUUACUGGUGAUGCUAACUUUGAUCUGUUUGUUAAAGUGGCGUCCUCUAGGUUCUGCAUUGUAAAGCCACUACUUUUACUUUUGCAAACAGUAAGUAGCUUGUUGUGAAGUACUUUGAAACUCUACAAAUAUUCUCUUUCUUGUGAUACUUUCCUCACUUAUUUUAGUUUUCAUUGAUGAUUCCUGCAUGCAAUAAUCAUUUACGCUGGUGUUUGCCAAAUGGUGAUUUUCUGUUUCCAUCAUCCUUCUGAGGAAACUGAAUUUGCUUUAGGUUAAACCAGCUCUAAAUCACAAUAGGUUUUGGUUUCUGUAUUUUUAAUAUCCUAUUUCUUU